AUCAUAUUUCUUCUGGCGUUCGUCAAUUGCUCAUGAACUGGCAAUCUCGAAAGAAGCAAAUAUUGAGGCGUUACUGUAUUCCCACUGCAAGCUAGCAAUCGCCCGGCCGUAUCCCAGCUUAAACCCAAAGAUUCACUUACAAUGUCGGCUAAACAGGUGGUCUUGACCGACAAAGCCCCGGCGCCCCUCCCAGUCCUUUCACAAGGGAUUAUCCACAAUGGGAUCGUUUACUGCUCGGGUCAAGUUGGCAUUGAUCCUGCUUCCAACCAGAUGGUUGAAGGUACUGUGCAGGACCGCACCGCCCAAAUCUUCCGAAACCUUUCUGCAGUGCUUGAGAAAGCGGGUUCGAGUCUCGAGAAGGUUAUCAAGGUCAACGUCUUCCUGGCGAACAUGGACGAUUUUAGCGCCAUGAAUGAGAUCUAUAGUCAAUUCCUGAACCAGGAACCAAAGCCGGUCCGAACUUGCGUGGCGGUCAAGUCACUCCCUUUAGGAACAGACGUGGAGAUUGAAUGUUCAGCGUAUAUUUAAGCCACCAACACCGAGGAACGCCACUCCCUGGAGAUUGGAUAUCGUGGUCGAAUAAAAGCAAUCACCAGGCUCUUAGCACUAGAAUGAGUUGUUAGACGAGAGGUGAUUCAUGCGUGAUCUAGACCUGACCAAAUUCGUCUCCUUUCCUCGAUAACAACAGACCAAGAUACUAGACAAUAUAUUUUACGCGAAGAUGUCUCUUGGCCUGACAUUUCC
Coccidioides immitis RS is the source of this 744-nucleotide messenger RNA. Its product is annotated as endoribonuclease L-PSP. Gene Ontology annotation, cellular component: mitochondrion; cytosol. The coding region runs from base 142 to 528 and encodes 128 amino acids. The transcript has 3 exons. The record is from RefSeq and is a predicted model, not a curated record. Lineage: Eukaryota; Fungi; Ascomycota; Eurotiomycetes; Onygenales; Onygenaceae. Gene Ontology annotation, molecular function: deaminase activity.